UGAUUUUGUACCCUUAUUUACGAAAGUGCACUACUCAAGGAACUUUACUAAACUUCUACCAAGUCAUCUCCUUCUCUCUGUUAUGAUCUGAUGAAAAAAUGCGCAUCAACUGUUCGACGAAAUGCCUGAAAGGAGAGUUGCUUUCUGAGACGAGUACUGACCUCCGGAGACUUGUCUUUAAAGGAGAAAAUUCAAAGCAGAAGAAUUGGCAACGGUUACUAAAAACAGGUUUAACUUUUUUAGUAAUUUCGUAGUCUAUAUAUGUUUUGUUCAUGGCUUUUAAAUUCGUAGCUGUCUUUACAAAAAUGUACUUUAUAAUAGAUUGUAAAAUCCUGAGACUUUCUUUCUAUAUUGCAAAAUGCAGGUAGUCAAUGAUAAAGUUGUGUGGUUAUUGUGAUAAAUAAUCUAUGAAUUCAGAUAAGUGGAAGAACUAGUCUAGUUUUACUUAUUCAGGUUGCCACAAAACUUAUUUGUCAAUGAAGUUUUAUUCAUAGUAAUGCGUUCUUGUUGUUUACAUCAAACUUAGAAUUCUUCAAACCCCUUUAAACAAUAAUUUGUAGAUAGAUUAUCAUCUCACACUCAAAGCCACAUAUUGAAAUGCUAACAUCAGAUAAUCUUUAUAAACAAAUGGUUUUUUUUUGUCAUACUUAGAUUCCAAAUCUUAGAUUCAAUGUCUGAAACAGACAGAUGGUGAGAUGAUCUCUUCAGAUGCUAUUGCCAUUCACUGAUGGAAACUGUGCAGGUGAAACCAAAUACCCUGCGAUAUGGUAAAAAGGAUUUGGUGGAAAGGGAAAGAAAGAGACAAAUGCUUUUGUCAUGCUUACCACCUUUAUCCGUUGAAAAAUCUUUUCUCCACCGCAGACCCAGAAAAAUAAUAAUAUUGUUUUCUUUUAACCUUUUUGUUGUCUUCUUAUAAAGAGAUGUAAAACACACAAAUACAUUCAGAUUUGAGCUUUCUUCUUAUAUCUUCGAGGGGGACCAGAGAAUCCAAAAAUAUAUUGGUUCAACUUCUCUUGAAAAGUGAAAUACUUUUGAUUUUUCUGAAAUUUGAAUGAUUCUGGUGUUUGUUAGCCAACCAACAUGCUCAGCUUCCAAGAAGAAUGGAUGCUUACAAUUGUAUCGUCAUAAUCUUCUGCAUCGCCUUGUUUGCAAUCAAUCUAGUGUUUUCAUGUUUCACUUGCUUCUCCAUUCUCCACAGAUUCAUGACAGAGGAAAAGGAGGAUUUGAGUGAUCUCAGGAAGAAUCUUCUCGAACCAGAAGAAGCCAAACCGGAUGAGAAGGUAAUGAUCAUUACAGUCUCGAGUAGCCAAGGAUUCUCAGACUCCAUCGAUGAUGAUUGUGGCCAAGAUUGCUCUCAUGAGGAUAUUUGUGCUUGUUAAAAGAAAAAGUUUAGGUUUAUGUUUCUUUGGAGGCUGAGAAUUAAAGGUUCCCACUUAGACAGGGAAAAGAAGAAGAGAAAACAAAUCCCCACUCAGAGAAAGUAAUAUAAAAGCUUAACAACUAAGUUGUUAGUUGACAAAAGUGACAAUUUAACAAAAAAAAAAUCAAGGACAACGAAUUGCUAAUAGUGACAUAUUUCUGGAAAAAAAAAUCUCUUUUUGUAUUUGUUUUUUCUCAUGAACUUAAAAUAAGGAAAAUGAUUGAUUUAGUUAGAAGUUAGAUCUCACUAAUAAAGAAGAUUAGUUUAAUUUCAUCCACGAACUCGAAGCUUCGAUGGAUGCAUUUAAGAUUUUUAUACCCUAACCACACCACAUGUUCACUUAAUAAUUUUUCCAAACUUUAUAAUUAAAAUGAAUAAACAGAGUAAUUGUACAAAUGUCAGU
Messenger RNA from Camelina sativa (false flax), 1823 nucleotides. The record is from RefSeq and is a predicted model, not a curated record. NCBI's taxonomy places the organism in Eukaryota, Viridiplantae, Streptophyta, Magnoliopsida, Brassicales, Brassicaceae.